Molecule: messenger RNA, 1070 nt
Organism: Nelumbo nucifera (sacred lotus)
Lineage: Eukaryota; Viridiplantae; Streptophyta; Magnoliopsida; Proteales; Nelumbonaceae
Product: putative 3-beta-hydroxysteroid-Delta(8),Delta(7)-isomerase
Biological process (GO): sterol biosynthetic process
Cellular component (GO): membrane; endoplasmic reticulum
Molecular function (GO): C-8 sterol isomerase activity; steroid Delta-isomerase activity; cholestenol delta-isomerase activity
Source: RefSeq, a predicted model, not a curated record
UCAUAAAAGCCUGCAAAAGCAAACGUUCUUUCCCCGCAACUGCUGCCUUAGAAAGGAACCCUAUUUGCACUCUCGAGAUCCCUAUUUCGAUAGAGAGAAAAUGGCGGAACUUGAGUCCUCUAUUACUCACCCAUACAUGCCCAGAGAUCUAAAUCUCCCGGAUUUUGUGCCAGCUUUCCUCCCUCAAUCUACCAUUAUCGGCGUUUAUGGCAUAUCUUCGCUUCUCGUCAUCUCUCUGAUCUGGAUUUUUUCAGGUUGGGCACCUAGAAUCUCCAAGACUGAUAGGUUACUCAUGUGCUGGUUUGCCUUUACGGGCUUGACACACAUUAUUCUUGAGGGUUACUUUGCUUUCUCUCCAGAAUUCUUCAAAGAGAAGAGUGCCCAUUACCUCGCAGAAGUUUGGAAGGAGUACAGCAAAGGAGAUUCAAGAUACGCUGCAAGGGAUGCUGAUGUUGUUGCUGUUGAAGGGAUAACUGCAGUUCUAGAGGGUCCAGCAAGUCUUCUAGCUGUGUAUGCUAUAGCAACCAGAAAGCCAUAUGGCUUUAUACUUCAGUUUGCUAUCUCUCUGGGGCAGCUGUAUGGGACUGCAUUGUAUUUCUUUACUUCUUACUUGGAAGGAGACAACUUUGCUGCGAGCUCAUACUAUUACUAUGCAUACUACGUUGGAGCAAAUGCCUCCUGGGUUGUUAUACCUUCCCUUAUUGUAAUCAGGUGCUGGAAGAAGAUUGCUGCGGCAACCCAAGUUCAAUUCCAGACAAAGAGCAAAACUCUUUGAGGUACAACUUCAUAAUUUUACAUCCCACUGCUUUCUGAUUUAUGAUUUUUGUUGAUCCAUGUAGAAUUAAUGCACCUAAGGUGGUAGCAUAGCUGCUAAAUGUUAUUAGUUUUUAAUUCCUUCCACUGUUGAUUACUUUAAAUUAGUCUGAUCUUCUAAGUUCCAACUUUGUGGAUUAUUUUGUUUUUUUUUUUAAUUUUUAGCUUUCAAAGGAUUUUAUGACAUCAGCAAAAAAAAAAAAGUGGGCAUGUGAAUUGCAUUUAGCAAUAGUGUUUCAAGUGCACUGAUUCCUAUU